Messenger RNA from Acaulospora morrowiae, 693 nucleotides. The record is from the annotation of a GenBank genome assembly. Lineage: Eukaryota; Fungi; Glomeromycota; Glomeromycetes; Diversisporales; Acaulosporaceae.
AUGGAUGUAUUUAAAUUUUUUCCAAAAAUACUUUCUUUGCCUAGGACUUUUAAUCCUUUCGGAAGCUAUCAAGUUACUGUCAAUAAAUCAUGGAAAAAGCGAAAAUAUAUUUAUUCUUCCAUUGGAAGUUCCUUCGAAUCAAACAUAUCUUCUUCUUACAUAUACAAUUGUGACGAUCUACUUGAUUUCUCUUCGUCGGCUACUUUGUUUGAUUCAUCUCAGCCUACAUGUUCUAAACCAAGAAGAAACCAUCACAAUCAUUCUUCGUGUGAUCCUUAUUGUUACCAAACAAUAUAUGAACUGAUCACCUCCCCUCAAUUAACAAUUCUUGCUGAAUCGGAUCCUGAAUACACCAAUAUCAAAACCGAUUUCAUGAGUUAUAUGACAUAUGCCAAAGUUAUCUCGAUAAUUAGAAUCAAAUUAUCUAAAGAACGCACGAUGAGAUAUUUAAAUUUGAGAAGGGAGAUGGCAAGAAGUUAUAUGGAAGAAGGAAAAAUUGGGCGAACGAGAAAUGACAGCACAUGUUUUGGAGAAAUAACAAAGAGGGUUUAUCAUGGGACAAGGGCUACAUGUGACCCUAAUAAAGUUUUGCGGCGUGGAUGUUGUGAAGAUAAACGUUGCGGGAUGUGUGGAAUUAUCAAGUACGGAAUUAAAUCCAAAUUUUCAAAAUUCGGUAGAAGUAUGCAUUCAUGA